Messenger RNA from Adineta ricciae, 558 nucleotides. Lineage: Eukaryota; Metazoa; Rotifera; Eurotatoria; Adinetida; Adinetidae. The record is from the annotation of a GenBank genome assembly.
AUGCAAUCAUACACAUACAUUAUAUUUUCUCUCGCCCUGAUAUUUACAAUAUCAGCAGUACAGUCAAAGAAAGCUGUUGAUGAACAACAUUGCGAAGUAUGCAUCAAAACUGUUGGCCAAUUUGCAGAUUCACUAACAGCCGAUGAGAAAAGCAGUCCGGAGAAGAUCGAAAAAGCAUUCAAAAAGUUCUGCGCCAAAGUCAAAGUUGACACAAAGGAACAUCGAUUGUGUUACUACAUUGGUGCAUUAGAAACAUCAGCCACAUAUGCUAUUGGUGAUCUCUCGAAACCACUUGCAUGGGGCAUACCAGUGGAAAAGAUCUGUCGCGAACGACUUUUCAAAACCAAUCCACAAAUCUGUGACCUUAAAUAUGAAAAACAAAUCGACGUCAAUGCCGUUGAUUUAAGUAAACUGAAAGUGAAAGAUUUAAAGAAAAUCUUGAGCGAUUGGGGUGAAACUGCUGACUUCAUUGAAAAAUCCGAAUUCAUCAAACGUAUUAACGAAGUCAAAGACAAAUACGUCAAACCAUCCGGCGAUGCCACUAAAAAAGACCUAUGA